AUGGUAUUCGUUAUGGCUAGAAUGGGUGGAGGAAUUCGCACUGGUGUUGCUCCGGUAGUUGCAGGUGUUGCAAAAUCAAUGGGAAACUUCAAGUACCCUUUUCUGACUAUAUCUAAUUGUUACUACUCUGCUCCUGCUACUGAUACUGCUCAUGCUACUACUACUGCAUUAACAUAUCUGAUUGGUACUGCUACUACGUUAGCUCCUGCUCAUUCUACUGCUACUACUACUGCUGUUGCUACUAGAUUGACAUAUCUAACUGGUACUGCUCCUGCUCCUACUUCUGCUACUGCUACUUCUACUGCUGUUGCUACUGCUACUACUCUAGCUUCUGCUACUGGAUUGACAGAUCUAAUUGCUACUGUUCCUGCUCCUACUCCUGCUACUACUACUUCUACUUCUACUACUGCUACUGCAAAUGAAGCUGCUACUGAAACAAAGAUACUUUUAGCAAUAAAGAAGAAAAAGAAGUUUGCAUAG
Rosa chinensis is the source of this 480-nucleotide messenger RNA. RefSeq names its product integumentary mucin C.1-like. The record is from RefSeq and is a predicted model, not a curated record. The transcript has 3 exons. Lineage: Eukaryota; Viridiplantae; Streptophyta; Magnoliopsida; Rosales; Rosaceae. Bases 1 to 480 code for a protein of 159 amino acids.